AUGGCGCCUCCUAUCACCAUUGUGCCGUCUCUCGAGACCGCUAAAGCUGCGAUCAACCAGUCAAAGAACUCGGAAUUCCCUCCCAACCUCCUUCCACUUACCUCGUCUAUUCCGGCUGAUCUUUUGACGCCGACACUUGCUUACUUGAAGCUCGCCGAAAAAUCGAAAUUGUCAUUCCUUUACGAGAGUGCUGCGACAACGGAAACUAUUGGAAGAUACAGCUUUGUUGGUGCAGACCCCCACACUGUUCUCAAGACAGGUCCUGGCCAUGGCCCCGAAAGCGACCCUCUUCCGAUCCUCGAGGAGAAACUCUCGAAAUUCCGCGUUGCGUCGGUACCCGGAUUGACUCUCCCUCCGCUCACGGGUGGUGCGAUCGGCUACGUGGGAUACGACUGCGUCAAGUACUUUGAGCCCAAGACCGCGCGUCCACUCAAGGAUGUUCUCGAGAUUCCGGAGUCGCUUUUCAUGCUGUUCAACACGAUUGUGGCCUUUGACCAUUUCUUCCAAGUUGUCAAGGUCGUCACCUACAUCCCGAUUACCGGUGACGACGCGGAACUUGACGCCAACUACAAACAUGGGCAAACAGUCAUUCAGCGCAUUGUCGAUACCCUCCAGCGCCCAGAUACCCCUCUGCCUCCGCAGGCUCCGAUUAUCCAGAACCAGGAGUACACUUCCAACAUCGGGCGCGAAGGUUACGAGCGUCACGUCGUGCGACUGAAGGAACAUAUUGCCAAGGGUGACAUCUUUCAGACCGUCCCAUCGCAGCGUUUGUCUCGCCCGACCUCUCUUCAUCCGUUCAACCUUUUCCGCCAUCUCCGCACUGUGAACCCGUCUCCUUACCUCUUCUACAUUGACUGCGAAGACUUCCAGCUAGUAGGAGCCAGUCCGGAGCUUCUGGCCAAGGAAGAAAAGGGCCGCAUCAUCACCCACCCCAUUGCUGGAACAGUCAAGCGUGGAAAGACCGCCGAAGAGGAUGAAGCGCUUGCCGAGGAACUACGCACUAGCUUGAAGGAUCGCGCAGAGCACGUCAUGCUGGUGGAUCUAGCGCGCAACGAUGUCAACCGCGUCUGUGACCCAUUGACUACCCAAGUUGAUCGCUUGAUGGUUGUUGAGAAGUUCUCCCACGUCCAGCAUCUUGUCUCACAAGUCUCCGGUAUUUUGCGACCCGAGAAGACCCGCUUUGACGCCUUCCGCUCCAUUUUCCCCGCAGGCACGGUCUCUGGAGCACCGAAAGUGCGAGCCAUGCAGUUGAUUGCGGAACUGGAGGGCGAGAAGCGAGGCGUCUACGCUGGUGCAGUCGGUUACUUUGGGUACAACAUUGCCUCCGCUGAUGGGUCCAAGGAGAUUCCUGGUGCGAUGGACACCUGUAUUGCUCUGCGUACCAUGAUGGUCAAGGACGGCGUCGCGUAUCUGCAAGCGGGUGGUGGCAUCGUCUUUGAUUCAGACCCUUACGACGAGUAUGUGGAGACUUUGAACAAGCUGGGUGCGAACAUUGCUUGUAUCAAGGGAGCGGAGGAAAAAUAUCUCAGCAUGGAGAGUAAAAACUAG
This is a messenger RNA of Aspergillus mulundensis, 1548 nucleotides long. RefSeq names its product anthranilate synthase TRP2 (gene trpE). The transcript is spliced from 4 exons. Gene Ontology annotation, biological process: L-tryptophan biosynthetic process. The coding region runs from base 1 to 1548 and encodes 515 amino acids. Lineage: Eukaryota; Fungi; Ascomycota; Eurotiomycetes; Eurotiales; Aspergillaceae. The record is from RefSeq and is a predicted model, not a curated record. Gene Ontology annotation, molecular function: anthranilate synthase activity.